This is a messenger RNA of Melitaea cinxia (Glanville fritillary), 1271 nucleotides long. Its product is annotated as putative odorant receptor 92a. The record is from RefSeq and is a predicted model, not a curated record. The transcript is spliced from 9 exons. Gene Ontology annotation, molecular function: odorant binding; olfactory receptor activity. Gene Ontology annotation, cellular component: plasma membrane. Lineage: Eukaryota; Metazoa; Arthropoda; Insecta; Lepidoptera; Nymphalidae. The coding region runs from base 1 to 1179 and encodes 392 amino acids. Gene Ontology annotation, biological process: sensory perception of smell; detection of chemical stimulus involved in sensory perception of smell.
AUGGAAACAAAGUUGUCGUAUAGCUGCGUAACACCGCAUUUGAUGCGCUUACGCUUAUGUGGCUAUUAUCAAAUCGAUCCUAAGUCACCAAAGCUACAAAGAUUAUUUCAUUCAAUUUACAUGAGAUUUAGUCUCAUAUGGAUAGUAAUUUAUACGAUACAACAGGCUUUAAAAGUAUACGAGGUGCAGGAGGAUAUUGAUAAAGUGAUAGCAACAUUGUUUUUAUUUUUGACUCACACCGAUUCAAUUUACAAACAAGUGGUCCUGUGGAUAAAAUCAGAUAAAAUUGAAGAGUUGUUAGACAUAAUGAGAGGUUCACUUUACAAUCAAGACAACCCUGAUCACAAACCGUUUUUACUGGAAGUCGCCAGAUACAGUCUCCUUAUUGUACGAAUCGACAAUUAUUUAGCUUUAUGUACUUGUUUUCUUUGGGUACUUUUACCGUUUGUACUUCAUUUACAAGGAAAACCCGUGGAAUUCGGAGUCUGGCUACCAUUCGACGUAAAUGUGGAUCCAGUGUUUUAUUUUACAGCUUUAUACGUAUGGGGAACAACGUCGUGGCUUGCAUUCUGCAAUACAACUAUUGAUGUCCUGAUUUCAUUUUUCCUAGCACAAUGUAAAACACAGCUAAGUAUCGUGAGAUACGAUCUCGAAAAUUUAAUUCAAAGAAGCAAAACUGAAAGUUUAUUAACUGGUGAAUCUCACGCAGAGGUUCUAAAUAAACGUUUUAGAAAAAUUUUACUUCAUCACGCACAGAUUGCAUAUUUCGUCAAGAAAGUUGAAGAUAUAUUCAGCUUCGUCAUUAUAUACCAGUUUUCAGUUAGUGGAUGGAUAAUUUGUACAUCAGUAUACAGAAUGGUGAACAUGAAUGUUUUUUCGAUUCAAUUUUUAUCGAUGAUUUUGUACAUUUGCUGCAUGCUUAUUGAAAUAUUUAUGUACUGUUAUUACGGUAAUGAAGUUACAAGUGAGAGUACGAAGGUUAUGGAAUCUGCCUAUUUUAUGAACUGGCUGAGUACAAAUACAAGACAUCGACGUCACCUUAUUUUCUUCAUGGAAAGAAUUAAACGUCCGAUACAAAUAUCAGCAGGCGUUAUAGUGCCACUUUCUAAUGAAACUUUUAUUUCGAUAGUGAAAAGUUCCUACACCUUCUAUGCUCUUUUAAAGAGUACUAGCGAAUAAAACUAAUUUGGUUGUUUAUUAAAAACGGCACAAUUGUAUAAGUCAAUAAAUUUACAUCAUUGUUUAGUUGCUACAUAAAACGCUUCUAUGUU